UAGAUCAAGACUAUAUUACAUGUACAGUAGUCUUAGGCGAGACUUUUUUAUUUAUUGGUUUACGGAUUUGACUUUAAAAAUAAGAGGUCGGUAGGUCGGAAAAAGAUUUUUAAAAAAAUGAACUGAGUAUAAAUGAGAACCGAAAUUAAUAAUCUUUAUAAAAAUUUUUAACGUCGAUUUAAAAAAAAAAAAACGCAAAAAACGUGGCUAAUCUCCAUAUUGAUUGUCACAACGAUAACAUGAGCCAGCAGUACCUAGAGUCAAAGUUCACUUGAAGUGUACUUCAUGUCAGAACCCCAAAUUAACUAAAAUUGUAAAAUUUUUGACAUCCAAAUUUAUUUUUUUUAACUUUCUGAAUAUUUACGGUCGGCGGAUCUGUAAACCAAUGAAUAAAAAAGUCUCGCCUUAAGCUACUCUGAUCUACAAUUUCUUGAUCUCUUCUUCCAGGUUUCAGUACUUUUCUCGGCAUGGUUGUCACAGCUUUUGCUUCGUCAGAGAUUUUCAGAAUAUUCUUUAAAAUGUUUUUCGGAAUAGUUGUACUUGGUUUACUGCAUGGGCUGUGUUUUCUACCAGUGUGGUUGUCCAUAUUUUGUCGUCAUCAAAUUGUCAUACACCUCAAACAUGAUGAUGUGCAGACCAACCCUGAUGCCUCAUCAGUUGGGUAAGUAGAGAUAAACAUAUUGCUUAAAAAUUUAUUGUGGUUUCCCCAUUUUUCAUCCUUGACCAUUCAAGUGGCAAUGUGCCCAGAUGUGCCCUACUUUGUUAUUUUACUCUGUCUAACGCUAGACGAUUUUACUCUAUCUAACGCCAGACGAUUUUACUCUAACGCCAGACGAUUUUACUCUGUCUAACGCCAGACGAUUUUACUCUGUCUAACGCCAGACGAUUUUACUCUAACGCCAGACGAUUUUACUCUAACGCCAGACGAUUUUACUCUGUCUAACGCCAGACGAUUUUAGUCUAACGCCAGACGAUUUUACUCUAUCUAACGCCAGACGAUUUUACUCUAACGCCAGACGAUUUUACUCUGUCUAACGCCAGACGAUUUUACUCUGUCUAACGCCAGACGAUUUUACUCUAACGCCAGACGAUUUUACUCUGUCUAACGCCAGAUGAUUUUACUCUAACGCCAGACGAUUUUACUCUGUCUAACGGCAGAUGAUUUUACUCUGUCUAACGGCAGACGAUUUUACUCUGUCUAACGCCAGACGAUUUUACUCUGUCUAACGCCAGAUGAUUUUACUUGUCAGGGGGGAGAGUGCUGCCACUCAAUAAGUUAAGGUUUCCUUUUACAUUUUACCAAACUUUUUUAAAUUAAAACAUGUUUUUAUCAGUCGAAACUAACUGUUUUGAUGCGAGAAAUGCUUUUCGAUCAUUUUCAGAAAUAUGAUUUUUUCUGUGUUGGUGUUAUGUACUCAGGUGAAUAUGAUGUUUGUUAUGUUACUCUGAGUAUAUAUCCACACCGGACAAGCUUGCAAAAUAUAUACACUCAGAGUAACAUCACAAACAUCAUAUUCACCUGUCUACAUAACACCAACACAGAAAAAAUCAUAUUACUAGAUUGCAUUGAUAUCGAAGGAACUAGACUCAGUUCUGAAAUACCACACACUCGAACCGACCUCAGUUGGCAGAGCAUUGGGCUACUAUUCCAAAGGUCGUACUACACUAGGUUCGAUUCCCACCGUGGCCAGGCAUAUUUUUCAAGCUUGUCCGGUGUGGAUAUACACUCAGAGUAAACAUCACAAACAUCAUUUUCAGAAAGUUUCAUAAAGUUUGGAGUGGUUUGGGGGCACUUUUUAAAUUUUGAGAAAAUUUCCUGUGGUAAUGCUGUGUGUGUGCCGCCUAAUUUUGAGACAUGUUCUUACCCAAGUUGCGUUUAUUAUCUGACUUAAUCAUGGUAAAAUGAUGCAGAGUGCACGUUUUUUUAAUGCUCGCUGCCCUAGAAUGAUGUAAUAUUGUAUCUAACUCAAAUGUUUAACUCCUAGGAAUUGGCAUGUUAAUUCUGUUACAUCUGUAUUUGUAUAGGAAAGAUGGAGGUGUCGAAAGUCAUGCCCUUUCAAACAUAAAUCAUGCUGUGUCUGCCUCGACUGUCAAUAUGAGUAAGAUAAAUUCAGAGAACACACAACAGUCACCAAGCUCCCAAGAUGUGAAGUAUUCUGAGAAUUCAAGUCCAGGAAAUCAAGUUGAAGAAGAAACUCGAAGCUGUGCAUCUGGAGAAAAUUCACAGUCAGGUGGUAGUCGUGAUAAACUAAACUCUGACUUGCACGAAACUCAGAUGUGAAGAUUUAUAUUUAUAAAUUCUGAAUAAUUUUGUAUCUUAGGAAGAGAGGCUUGACCAAUCAGUGAGACUCUUUUGUAAAUGUGUACCAAUCAGAAGUCUGUAUUUUAAUGCUAAAAACAGAAACAGCAUUUUUCCAUUUCAUGGAAUUCCGUGGAGUAAAUUAUAUUCAAACUUUCAAAUUUAGGGCAUGCCAGCACAGAAUAGAAAUAGAGGUGCAGGGUGCAGCUCUAUUUCACUUAACCCAAGUAUUAGGCUCUAUUUUACAAAUAAUAUUUAUUAUUUAAUAUUUAUAUGAAACUCUGCCUGGUGAAUUUAUUCCCCCGAUGCAAUGUAGGUGAAUGUAGGUGGUUUUAGCUCCAUUUUCUUUACAGUCGUGGUUGGGUCAUUAGUUAAAGGUGAUCUACAAUCCGUAUGUAAACAAAGCCUUUGUUUACAUUUUUGUGUCCAAAAUAUUGAGCUUUAUUCGACAACUAUUUAUAUUUUCAAGCUUCUAGAGUAUAAAAAAUUAUCAAGAAACAACAAUCAGGCUUUUCAAGAACUCAAAACAUAGUUAAACUGUUUGUAUCAUAAAAAGUGGGCUCAUUUGUGCACAUGCGCAGAUCGGACUGUAGAUCACCUUUAAUAUAGUCAAACAAUAUGUGGAAAGCAAAAAUAGCGAAG
Paramuricea clavata is the source of this 2941-nucleotide messenger RNA. The record is from the annotation of a GenBank genome assembly. Lineage: Eukaryota; Metazoa; Cnidaria; Anthozoa; Malacalcyonacea; Plexauridae.